Messenger RNA from Amblyraja radiata (thorny skate), 2495 nucleotides. RefSeq names its product inactive phospholipase D5. NCBI's taxonomy places the organism in Eukaryota, Metazoa, Chordata, Chondrichthyes, Rajiformes, Rajidae. The transcript is spliced from 10 exons. The coding region runs from base 150 to 1739 and encodes 529 amino acids. The record is from RefSeq and is a predicted model, not a curated record. Gene Ontology annotation, molecular function: catalytic activity.
UGCUGCAUCUGCCCAGCCAGCAUGAACUGCAGCUGACAGAGUGCCAGUGGCACCUGAGUUGUCUGCUGAGCCCCGGCACAUCUCCUCUCGCCUUUCUCAGCCCAGCCCCCCCCCCCUUUUUUCCCCCCCCAGGGGUGUGGAGCUCGGAAAUGACCGACUGGAACAAAAAUAUGGAAGUUAAACACGACCGCCUGCCGGAGGAGCCUUACGAUCAGCUGAAACUGAAAACCGGAGCCAAGGAAGCUACCCCGAGCCCUCCCCGGGCGGCGAGCAACUUGUACAGCGCUGCCAAGAAGAAGGAUUACACCGUGUCCGUCUACCUCGAUAACAAGUCGAAAAGCGAGCAUUCACAACAGAAGUGCAUCGUAGGCUUUGCCCUGGUGUGCUGUUUUGCCAUUUCUGUUGCACUGAUAUUUUCAGCUGUGGAUAUUCCAGGUAGGAGCAGCAACGCAGAAGACAUUACAGAGGACAACUGCAAUAGGAAUUGCCGGGUCCAUCUUGUGGAAAACAUUCCAGAUGGCCUGGACGACAUUAACAAUGCUACUAGGCGCAUCCCAUUGUUUCAAGGAUGGAUAGAUUUGCUGGAUGCUGCUUUGUACAGUGUUGACAUUGUCUCUUCCAAUUGGGCUCUGAGGAAUGGGAAACUGGACCACAACCAUUCCUUGUCCCACAGGGGUGAAAAGAUAUUUGAGAAGCUACUUCAGCUGCAGUCUCGUAACAUUGCGCUGCGAGUCCCAGUCAAUAAAUUCCAGUAUGGGUCCCAGGACACAAAAGAACUGAAAGCCAAUGGUGCUUUUGUGAAAUACAUCAAUAUGGCUCCCAUUAUCGGCGGAAAGCUUCAUUCGUCUUUCUGGGUGGUGGACAGAAAGCACAUUUACAUUGGCAGUGCGCACAUGGACUGGCGCUCUCUAACUCAGAUGAAGGAGCUGGGAAUUAUUAUGUACAAUUGUAGCUGCCUGGCUCUGGAUCUGCACAGAGUCUUCUCAGUGUACUGGCAGCUGGAGUUCCGAGACUCAGUGCCUGAAAUCUGGUCGAAGAAACUGUUUGCCAUCUCCAGUGAACAUUCGCCUCUCAAGUUACAGCUGAACGAGGUUGAAGCUGAGGUCUACCUGGCCACCUCUCCGGCCCUUCUGUGCCCCAAUGGCCGUACCAGUGACAUCGAUGCUGUUCUCAGGGUUAUUGCCAGUGCCAGGAGAUUUAUACACGUAGCUGUCAUGGAUUUUCUGCCUCUUAUCAACAACACCAAUGUUCUGAGGUACUGGCCUCUGAUAGAAAACGGGUUGCGGGAAGCUCUCUUUCUGCGGAAUGUGAAGGUGCGACUGUUGGUCAGCUGCUGGAAGGAAACGUAUGCGCCAAUGCUCAAUUUUCUGUGGUCUCUCAAAAUGUUCUGCAUUAAACCCAUCAACUGCAGCUUUGACGUGAAAUAUUUUGUUAUUCCGACUUCAGAAGGAGAAGAGGACAUGUUUUCUAGCGUAAAUCGCAACAAGUACAUGGUGACGGAUAAAGCAGUGUAUAUCAGUUCCUCUGACUGGGUUGGGGAUGACUAUGUGGAAAACACAGGGGUGAGCCUGGUCAUUGAACACAAACGGAGCAGAUGGCUAAAGGACACGGCAUCAGUUCACCAGGAACUACAAGCAGUGUUUGAGAGAGACUGGAAUUCCAAAUAUGCCCGAAGCUUAGAAAUAAAUACCUUUUUAGAGUGCUUGAACCAUAGGAAAUAUCGACGCAACACACCUUAAUUUAGCCUGGAGAAAAUAAAGCCUGUUUACUUGAAGUAGGGGCAGUAGAGUAGCAGGUGUACAGGAGAUAGACGGGGGGGAAACAGGAGUACAGGAUUUUGUGACUUAAGAAUUGGGUUCAGUCGAAGCAUUUUAUCAAAUCUACUAGAUUACAUGAAGCAACUAAGGACAAUGAUAAUUCAGCAGGCUUCGAAUGUUGAUGGUUCCACACUCACAUUUCCUGGAUAUAAUCCCUAUUAAUACUCUAACAUGCUUUUAAGUGACUUUGUUAGGUUCAACACAGUAUUGAAUAAAUAUUCUAGUGAUCACUGUAAGUUUAAAGGGUGCCAGGAACUGUUGCCCCAUGAGCUUCAGGAGACCUCCACCUGUGAAGGAAACUUCACCUGUGAGCCUGAUGCCAAAUUAUCGGGAUUUCUGAAUAGUUGGAUAGUGGAUUAUCGGAGCUUUACUGUAAUGAUAUAAAUGUAGAUUUUCCAUGGUCGUACAAUAGUCCCAAUAACCUCUCCAUGUAUCCAGAGAGCAGUGACUUAUCUGCAUGGGUUAGAAAUUGUAUACAUUUAGAGAGUUGAAACUUUAUUGAACAAUUGACAUAAGGCAUUGCGGUUUUUAUAACUGAGCACUUGUUUUCAUCAGAUUUAAAUGGUGUAAUUAACAUUACACACUAUUACCAAAGAUCCUAUAGCAAGCAAGAUAGACCGCUCCUGCUAAAUGCAAUGGGCUGACGUGUAGUACGCAACGGAGCGGAACGUGGGCCUU